AGUCGCGGGAAACCCGAGGGAUCAACGUCACUUUUGACGUCAUUCCGUGGAGCAAGAAGCCAUGAUCGAAAUUUUGUUGUUUUCAAUCUGACAAUUUGCUGUUUCUGCAAAAACCGAAGCACAAAGAUGCUGAUUUAUGUAGAAAGCAAAGCUUUCCCGAACAAGACCUUUACCUUAAUAUGCAAUCCACAUGACACCAUCGCAAGAGCACGGGCACAGAUGCUCCACAUAUUGUAUGAGCUUGGCAGAGAAGAGCACCAGUUCCGCUUCAGAUUUAAGGGGGAAUACCUGCGAGAUGCCUAUACUCUAGAUGAUUACAAGAUACUUGACAAUUCUGUCAUAAAGAUGGUUCCCAUGAGUAAAAGGAAACGAGGAUCCUAUGCAAAUCUUCAUGGAUCAAGGAAUAGUGGAAUUGAUGACGAGCAUGACUUCUCUUCCAAGGCUAAUCUCCCCGCAGGUCACCAUGAGCUUGAUGAUGUCCAGAAAGCACUUUAUAAAGAGAUAGCCAUUUUCACCAAGAGGGAAAAGUUGCUGACAGAUUUCAAGGUACUUCUUUGGAUUCAUUUCCUGGCCGCUGUUCUGUCUUUGACCACCACAUACCGCUAUGCUGCCAGCUGGUCUGGUUUGUUGAUGAUAUUUGGUUUUGCAUACUGUCCUAAUUACACAAGACUUGGAGGUUUUGUUGGAAAAUAUGGGAUGAACAAAAAGCAUUUCAUGAUUUUCUUCUCUGUGGGUGCAAUCAUGAACCUAACUGCCUCAUUGUUGAUGGGGAUCUACCUUAUUUUUGAGUUGCUGGCAUUUGUUUGUGACAAUCAAGAUCCCAGCUGCUUACGACAGAAAGAACUGAUGUGGUGGUCAAUUAUUCUCUAUCUGACCCAAGCUGUUGCACUAGCUGCCAGCAUCUUCAUCUCCAUCAUGCUCAUCUUCAACUUCAAUUAUGAGGUUGGCAACAUUAUUGAGAAGUUUCUGAUUCAAACCCGUGACAUUGACAAAGUAAUGAAUAGUGCUAAACUGGGGAAUACUAAGGAGAGGCGCCACGCAGCGUUUGAGCUUGCCAGCCUUGCUGCCCUUGGGGACGAGACUAAGUUCAGGAUUGUAGGUGAAGGAGGGUUGGAGUCUCUGAUGAAUCUUUGCCUCUCUGAUGAUAUUGCAACACAAGAAUAUGCUGCCGAAGCUGUAUCCGAGCUGCUUACGAUCCCUGCUAUACAGGAUCAGUUUGUUGAGCUUGGUGGAGUGCGGACAUUGUGUGCCUUGCUGCAUAGUAAAGACAAGCGAGUGGUGAAUGAGGCUGUGACAGCUCUGAGUUACAUUGUGGCAGACAGUGAGGCUAACCGACAAACUCUUCUAAACGAGAAUGGAAUGGAUGACCUAUUCUAUAUUGCAGAACGAGUGCAUGUUCCUGCUUCUCGGAUUGUGUCCGCCAUCUUCUUGGAGCUGGCCUUCAGUGCAGAAAUCCGAAUUAUGAUGAGUGCCCAACAGGCGUCAGUUUCUGCCCUGGAGAAGUUAUGCCGGUCCAGAGAUGAUGAGACGCAGCGCCUUUCACUGCAGACUCUUGAGCUUCUUGCAAUCGAGAACUCAGACACCAUAAUCGGCCAUGACGGUUUGCUGGAUUACUUACUCUUCCUGCCCAGUACAAGUGAUGACGAACAACUCUACCUACUCGCAAGCAAAAUACUGCUUUACUACGCCGAAAAUGAGUCUGCGUGUCAAAAGCUGGUAGAUUUUCCCGACCUGAAGAAUUGCUUGACAGACUUUGCCGUCUCCAACGAUCCACUGCUGCAGAACAUCGUGGCUAAAAUAAUCCUAGCCAUGCUGGACUCACACGAGAACAAAGAUGCCAUUGCCUCUCUCGGUCUGGACGAAGUGCUGAUGUUUAUAAAGAGUGACGCAACAGACCGUGAUGCGUGGGAGAUGUCUGAUCACGGCCUGACUAUCCUACAUAACAUUAGACCAAAGCUACACAAAGACGACUCUAAUACAUCUGUUGAGUCGAUCACAGGGAAGAAAGAUGUGUAAAUCACAGCCCGAAUAUCCCGCAACAUUAUGACCAGAGCUUCACAAAGCCGACUGUAAUGCAUUCUGUUGUGUCGAUCACGUGAAGGAAAGAUGCGUAAAUCACAGCCCGAAUAUCCCGCAACAUAUCUGACCAGAGCUUCACAAAGCCGACUGUAACGCACUCUGUUGAGUCUAUCACAGGGAAGAAAGAUGUGUAAAUCACAGCCCGAAUAUCCCGCAACAUAUAUGACCAGAGCUUCACAAAGCCGACUGUAACGCAUUCUGUUGAGUCGAUCACGUGAACGAAAGAUGUGUAAAUCACAGCCCGAAUAUCCCGCAAUAUAUCUGACCAGAGCUUCACAAAGCCGACUGUAAUGCAUCUGUUGAGUCGAUCAUGGGAAAGAAAGAUUUGUAAAUUACAGCCCGAAUACCCCGCAUAGUAUUUGAACAAAGAUGUGUAGAAAGCUAAUUAGUGUAGGUCAUAUCAGUCUUUUUCUUCUUGGGUGAUAGGGGUAUAGCACCCUGAUGCAUCCCUAAAGAGUUGGACCUCAGCCUAGUUACUGGUAUUGACUGGAGACUGACUGAGAGGUUGGUAAGCCUGUGUCAGAAGCUUUCCAUAAGAGUUUGACCUCAGCCUAGUACCUCUAUGAGGCAAGAGGGACUGGUGAGAGCCAAUCCAGUUUGAGGUGAGGUGUUCGGGUGACUUCAUUUCAUUACCACAGGAAACCCGAUCAGACCUCCAGGCACUAAGCUGGUGAGAGUCCACUUUGUGCAUUGACCUUAUCUGCAAAUAUGCCUAUAAGAAAAGCUCAGAGGUAGUUGUGAAUGGUGGAAAACAUUUAAGGUCGAAGUAUGAUAAUAUAAUAAUAGUGAACUGUACAUAUUCCUGGUAGAUAUAUUGAGUGCUUUUGCUUGUACCUUCCUGGGAGCAUUUGUAUUUUUCUUUUUUCCGCAGCACGCUACCAAUUGUAUCCAUUCCUGUAAACUUUUAUCAUGUAUUCCCCAAUAUUUUUGCUCCAUAUCGCACAAGUGUAGAAUUUAUAGUUGUACAGUGUAUAGUUGUAUAGUUUACAGAUAUUGUGUCAGCACCAUUCAAUAAAUUAUUGGGACACAA
Molecule: messenger RNA, 3109 nt
Organism: Nematostella vectensis (starlet sea anemone)
Lineage: Eukaryota; Metazoa; Cnidaria; Anthozoa; Actiniaria; Edwardsiidae
Exons: 19
Coding region: 127-2016 (629 amino acids)
Molecular function (GO): protein binding
Source: RefSeq, a predicted model, not a curated record